Molecule: messenger RNA, 2541 nt
Organism: Panicum hallii
Lineage: Eukaryota; Viridiplantae; Streptophyta; Magnoliopsida; Poales; Poaceae
Exons: 2
Coding region: 194-2212 (672 amino acids)
Biological process (GO): lipid metabolic process
Molecular function (GO): glycerophospholipid phospholipase A1 activity
Source: RefSeq, a predicted model, not a curated record
CCCUCCCACGCACGGGCUGGCCAACCGAACCACGCCUCUGCCUCUACCCGGAGCGGGUCGCCACCAAGAAGCUAACCACCAACGCCAACCAUCUAUUCUCCACCGCCGCGGGCACCUGCCGAAUUCACUCCGCCCUCGCCUGUCCGCCUGCCUCCAGGAUCCGGGAGCAAUUGCGUGAGGCGACGCUGACGACAUGGUGGCGAGCGUCGCGGCCGCGGGGGCAGCCGCCGCGGCGGCGGCGGCGGGGCCGCGGCGCGGGGGCAGGAGGGAGCCGGCGACCAUGCACGCCGGCAUCCGCCGCUCGCGCUCCGAGCCGCACCUCCGCUGCUCCCGCCGCGGGGGCGCCGCGGGGGCCUCGCUCACCACCAGCCGCUCCAUCGGCGUCUUCCCGUUCCAGUUCGGCGCCGCGCCGCUGCGCCCGCCGCCGCUGCCCGACGGCGGCGGCGACGGGUCCCGCCUCCUCACCGUGGCCGACGACCCGCAGCCGCCCGAGCCCGAGGCCGAGGCCGAGCCGGAAAUGCCGGCCGCCCGGCGGCCCGAGGCGCACUGGCUCGAGCGCCUCCUCGAGCUGCGGUCGCGCUUCCACGACCCGGCCAAGCGCGACGUCCUCGGGGACGAGGACUUCGACGACGACGACGUGUACCACCACGACGGCGACCACGACGGCGGCUGCGGCGUGAGCUACGACGACGACGAGGAGGAGGAGGCGGAGGACGCCAGGUGGGACCAGCACUCCUUCGGCAAGCUGCUGGCGCGGGCCCCGCUAGGCGAGGCGCGGCUGUUCGCGCAGCUGGCCUUCCUAUGCAACAUGGCUUACGUCAUCCCCGAGAUCAAGGUCGAGGAGCUGAAGAAACACUACGGAUUGCGGUUCGUGACGUCGUCGCUGGAGAAGAAGGCCGAGGCCGGCAUCAUAAGCGCCAAGCUGGACGCGGACUCCACCCGGCCGCGCACCGCGCCGGCGUACGAGGUGGCCUCCGGCCCGCAGCCGCGCCGGCCCAUCCGGUCCCACCUGGCCUACGAGGUGGCGGCGUCGGCCGCGUCCUACGUCCGCGCGCGCGCGCGGGGCCUGCUCUCGUUCGGCGCGCCGCCGCAGCAUCAGCAGGCGGCGGGGCAGAGCAGGCUGUACAACUCGGGCGUCGCCGCGUACAUGGCGGCGUCGACGGUGACGGCGGUGGUGGCCGCGGAGGACGAGGCGCGGCAGGAGGCGGCCCGCGACCUGCGGUCGCCGCUGUCGUCGCCGUGCGAGUGGUUCGCGUGCGACGAGGCGGACGCGCGCACCCGGUGCUUCGUCAUCCAGGGCUCCGACUCGCUGGCGUCGUGGCAGGCCAACCUCCUGUUCGAGCCCACUGAGUUCGAGGGCACGGGGGUGCUGGUGCACCGCGGCAUCUACGAGGCGGCCAAGGGCAUCCUCGAGCAGGUGAUGCCGGAGAUCGAGGCGCACCUGGCGGCGCACGGGGGCGGCGGGCGGCGCGCGCGGCUGCGGCUCACGGGCCACUCCCUUGGCGGCAGCCUCGCGGUGCUGGUCAGCCUGAUGCUGCUGGCGCGCGGGGUGGUGGCGCCCGAGGCGCUCCACCCCGUGGUCACGUUCGGGGCGCCAUCCGUGUUCUGCGGCGGGCACCGCGUGCUAGAGGCGCUGGGCGUCGGCGAGGCGCACGUCCGGUCCGUGGCUAUGCACCGGGACAUCGUGCCCAGGGCCUUCUCGUGCCGCUACCCGGGCCACGCCAUCGCGCUGCUCAAGCGCCUCAACGGCGUGCUCCGCACCCACCCGUGCCUCAACACCCACCGGGCGCUCUACACGCCCAUGGGCGCCACCUACAUCCUGCAGCCAGACAGCAGCGCGUCGCCGCGGCACCCGUUCCUCCCGGAGGGCGCGGCGCUGUUCCGGCUGGACCCGGACGACGCCGCGCCGAGGGCCCUGGUGGCCAGCGCGCUGCGCGCCUUCCUCAACUCGCCGCACCCGCUCGAGACGCUGAGCGACCUGUCGGCCUACGGCGCCGAGGGCGCCAUCCUCCGGGACCACGAGUCCAGCAACUACUUCAGGGCGCUCAGCGCGCUGGCCAGGGCGCCGCCGCGCCGCCGGAAGCAGCCGGAGAUCGUCUGGCAGCUGCCGGGCGUCGAGCGGCUGCAGCAGUACUGGUGGCCGGGGAUCGCCGGCACCGUCAUCCCGGCGCCGGUGGCCAUCAGCAACAAGGAGCUGGUCUCCGAGGCGUAGGAGACUCGAAGCUGGUCUGCAACAUUGCAAUUGCAUUCCUUCGGCUUUGCUCGCUUGACGGCUUGAGCAGUGUACAUUCUUUGGUUCUUUCGUUUCUUCUGCACGAGGUACAUAGAGGGGUACAGCUUUUUCUCUUCAGCGUUGUAGGUUCGCGUGCAAAUUGUAAGCAUUGUAUAGGAGCAUCUGGUUUGCUGUCCUGGUGGCCGGCAAAGAUCCGCAGGCUGCUGAAUAAGACGACGAUGGGUUUUGUCAUGGGUUCAUGUGAGGGAAUGCAUGAAUUCCACCUGUAAACUUCUUUGUUUUAAUGGAAAUGAAACCUUGGAAUACUA